This is a messenger RNA of Salvia hispanica, 2165 nucleotides long. RefSeq names its product protein OCTOPUS-like. The record is from RefSeq and is a predicted model, not a curated record. Lineage: Eukaryota; Viridiplantae; Streptophyta; Magnoliopsida; Lamiales; Lamiaceae. Gene Ontology annotation, cellular component: plasma membrane.
GUCUCGCAAUCUCUCCCCUCUUUAAUUUGAUAGUUUCAUCUCUCAAGUCUCAAUACACAUCGCACACAUUGUGCAAUGCAAUGUUGCCGGCGUAGGUUACUAACAUGAGCGGGGGGUGCACAGCAUCAAUCACUCACUCCAUAUGAAUACCACCACUUGUGCAGACCCAACUGCGCCCCCACCUCCGCAACCGCCGCGGUCAUCCUUCAGCUGCGAUCGCCACCCCAUCGAGCAAUUCACCGGAUUCUGCCCCUCCUGCCUCUGCGAGCGCCUCACCACCCUCGACAUUUCCUCCUCCAACACCCCUUCCUCCUCUCGCCGCCCCUCUUCCGUCGCCGCCGCCGCAAUCAAAUCCCUCUUCUCAUCCACUUCCAAACCCAAACCCUUGAAAUCCACCACCUUCAUCCCCGAACUCCGCCGCUCUAAAUCCUUCUCCGCAUCCAAGAAUGAAGCUUUAGGGCAGCUAUCCUUCGAGCCCCAGAGGAAAUCCUGCGACGUUAGAGCUAGAAGCUCUCUUUGCACGCUCUUCUCGCUUGACGAACCCACUAAAACUGGCAUUACUCACAACAAUCCAACCUCUGCUUCCACCCUUCCUUCUUUUUCAUCCAAUCCAACCCAUCAAAUCAGCAAAAAAAUCGAAUCUUGCGUAGUCGGAGAAGUCCAAAAUGGGGAAAGUUUUAGAGAUUCUCAAAUUGUAGAGGAGGGAACAAGUAUUGCAUUCGUGGACGACGAAGGAGAUGAAAUUAGGCCUGUUCAAGAUUCCCAUUUGGAGGGUUUGAGAAAAUCCGUGGAGUUAAGCUUAACUAGCGGCGAAAUCGUGGAGGAAGUGUUUAGUUUGAGUACCAUGAAGGAUCACAUAGAUCUCAAUUCUCAGGAAAAGAAGAGCUCAGGAGGGAAAAUCUGGGCUGCUGCAUCUGUUUUCAGCAAGAAAUGGAAUAACUGGAGAAGGAAACACAAGGUGAAAAAACAGAGCAAUGGCGAAAACCUUGCUACAUUGCCUGUCGAAAAGCCGAUUUCGAGGCAGUUUAGGGAGACUCAGUCUGAGAUUGCUGAUUAUGGAUUUGGGAGGAGAUCUUGCGACAUCGAUCCUAGGUUUUCUCUUGAUGCCGGGAGGAUGAGCUUUGACGAUGCACGAUACUCGUUUGAGGAGCCUCGUGCAUCUUGGGAUGGCCAUCUCAUUGGGAGGAGUUUCCCGAGAAUGGCGCCUAUGGUCUCUGUAAUGGAGGAUACACGCCCUGAUAUGCAGAUUCCGGUGGAGGAGCUUACUAAGAAAUGUGGUGAUGAUGAUGAAGGUGUGCCCGGUGGAUCAUCGCAGACGAGGGAGUACUAUCUAGAUUCUUCUUCCUCGAGGAGGAGGAAGAGUCUUGAUCGAUCUAGUUCGAUUCGGAAGAGUGUUGUUGCUGAGAAUGAUGAAGUUAAGGUUUCACCGGUGGCAAAAGGAUUGGACUUGAGCUCAAACUCUGUGAGAGAUGAUCUGUCUGAGACGUUUGAGUUGAGCAGCGGUCUCAAUCCAAGCGAGGGGAAGGAGGAAAAGAAGUCGAGGAGAUGGGGCUGGAAGAUUUGGGGGUUUAUACAACGACGGAAUGGUGUGAGCAAGGACGAGCAGGAUGAUAGGGCAAAUGGGGUGGAGAGGUCGCUGUCUGAGUCGUGGCAGGGGAGAGAGGGGAAUAGGAGCAUGUUGAGGAGCAAUAGCAGUGUGAGUUGGAGAAAUGGGAGCAACAUUGAGGCUAGUGGUAGGAGAUCGAGUGUGGAGGGGAAGAGGAGGAGUGAGUUCAUGGUGGAGAGGAAUCGGAGUCGUAGUGGUAGAUAUUCGCCUAAAGGCAUUGACAACGGGCUCCUCCAGUUCUACUUGAUGAGGGGCGGGGGGCGAGGAGGGGGGAUGGGGAAGAUCAAGCCGGCAAACUCGCAGCCGAUUGCAACAAGUUUGCUGCACCUCUACUAAGAUGGCUUCUCUGCUAUGUUGCUCUGCAAUUUAGGGUUGGUUGGGAGCAUGUUCAUCUGUGUAAUCACAUCAGUUAUAUUGUUGUUUGCUAUGCUUUAUCAGAUUACUAUGGAGUUGGUUUCUUGCAGUAAUUAGAAUUUCUCUUGUUUUGGGUGUCAUAAUAUGAUCUUGGUUCAAUCUUGGAAGUUUGAUACUACUAUGUUUCAAGGACUCAUUGUAUGUU